This is a messenger RNA of Colossoma macropomum (tambaqui), 5051 nucleotides long. It is a transcript of the gene thbs2a, whose product is annotated as thrombospondin 2a. Gene Ontology annotation, cellular component: extracellular region. The transcript is spliced from 23 exons. Lineage: Eukaryota; Metazoa; Chordata; Actinopteri; Characiformes; Serrasalmidae. Gene Ontology annotation, biological process: negative regulation of angiogenesis; cell adhesion. The record is from RefSeq and is a predicted model, not a curated record. The coding region runs from base 314 to 3871 and encodes 1185 amino acids. Gene Ontology annotation, molecular function: calcium ion binding; protein binding.
AUGUAAUUAAGCCCCAAGAGCAGACCCACAUAUCUUGUAUCCAGAUACGACUGACAGAUACUUUCCAAAGUAUAUAUAAGACAGGCAACUGAAAGCUCUCAGACCCUUUGAGUAACGGCUCGUGUGGAUCUAGUGGACUGCGUGGAGUUUAUUGAGAUUACGAAGCGACCUGCUUUUCAUCAUCAUUUUUAUCAUUUUUUUCUUUUUAUAUCGAAUGUUAUAUUUAUUUGCAGAACAUAUGUGUUUAUUUUCCUUUUUGCUUCUUAGAGAAUAGUUUUGCCUUUAUAGUGGGAUUACACAUUUAACAGGAGAUAUGAUACUCAGGAGAAUUCCUUUCUUGCUGCCCAUGCUGUUGCUAUGCACCACAGCACUACCUCAAGAAGGCCAGGUGGAAGACGAGUCCAGUUUCGACCUGUUUGAGAUCAGCCACAUCACCAGAAAGACAAUUGGCGCCAAGCUAUUCAAGGGUCAUGACUGGGAUUCUCCAGCGUACCGCUUUAUCCGUUUCGACCAUAUUCCACCAGUCAGUGCCCCAGUGCUUCAGCAGCUCCUAAAGCAGAUCGAGAACAACGAGGGUUUUGUGUUUGUGGCCUCCAUACGCCAGGACCGGGGUUCCCGUGGCACCCUAAUGGGCCUGGAGGGUCCCGAUGGCCGCCGCCAGUUUGAGAUAAUGUCCAAUGGACGUGCCAAUACUCUGGACUUGGUCUACUGGAUGGAGGGCUCUCAGAACGUGGUGUCCUUCGAGGAUGUGGAUCUAGCAGACUCACAGUGGAAGAACAUCACACUGCAUGUUCAUGGGGAAAACGCAAACCUCUACGUGGGCUGCAGCCUCAUAGACAGCUUCAUCCUGGAAGAACCUUUCUAUGAGCACUUGCAGGCAGAGGGCAGCAAAAUGUAUGUGGCCAAGGGAUCUAUCAGGGAGAAUCACUUCAGGGGUUUGCUGCAGAAUGUUCGUUUAAUCUUUGAUUCAUCAGUGGAAGAUGUUCUGAGAAACAAGGGCUGUGAGGCUGCCAAACCUGAGGAAGUAAACGUCGUUAGUGAGAGUGCGGAGAUUGUGGAUGUCAGUCCAGCCAUAUCCACAAACUUCAUUGGUCAAAAGAUGGAGAAGGCAGUGUCGGACACAUGCGAGCACUCCUGUGAGGAGCUCAGCUCCAUGUUCCAGGAGCUCAGGGGUCUCCGCAUUGUGGUGGGCAACCUCAUGGAUGGAUUGCAGAAAGUAACUGAGGAAAAUCUAGUAAUGAAGGAAGCUCUGGGAAACAUGAAAAACAUCAAAGAUAAGCACAUGUGCUGGCAAGAUGGCCGCCUCUUCGAGGAUAAGGAGGACUGGGUGGUGGAUAGCUGCACCAAGUGUACCUGCCAGGAGUCAAAGAUUGUGUGUCAUCAGAUUACUUGUCCUCCUGUGGCCUGUGCCAGUCCGAUGUUCCUAGAUGGAGAGUGCUGUCCUGUGUGCUUGCCUAAAGACAGUGAGGAUGGUUGGUCGCCUUGGUCUGAGUGGACGGAGUGCACAGUCACAUGUGGGACCGGCACUCAGCAAAGAGGCAGGUCAUGUGAUGCCACCAGUAACCCCUGCAGCGGCCCAUCUAUCCAGACCCGCAGGUGCAGUCUGGCCAAAUGUGACAGCCGAGUUCGUCAGGAUGGUGGCUGGAGUCUGUGGUCUCCUUGGUCCUCCUGUUCACUGACAUGUGGAGAAGGACAGAUUACCAGAAUCCGCCACUGUAACUCCCCUGUGCCCCAGCUUGGAGGAAAAGACUGUGAAGGCAGCGGCAGAGAGACACAGCACUGUGAAGCCAAGCCCUGCCCAAUUGAUGGAGGCUGGGGCCCAUGGUCUCCCUGGGCAAUAUGCUCUGCCACCUGUGGCGGGGGAGUGCGGGGUCGGACCAGAGUCUGUAACAGCCCUCAGCCUCAGCACGGUGGCAAAAGGUGCUCUGGAGAAGCCAAGGACAGCGAGGCCUGCAACAAGCAGGACUGCCCCAUGGAUGGCUGUCUGUCCAAUCCCUGUUUUGGAGGGGUGGACUGCACCAGUGCACCGGACGGCUCAUGGGAAUGUGGUCCCUGCCCUGUUGGUUUCCGUGGCAAUGGAACUAUUUGUGAGGAUGUCAAUGAGUGUGAUUUGGUGCCUGAUCUGUGCUUCAAAGUGGGCGGGCGCCACCGCUGCAUGAACACUGACCCUGGGUUCCACUGCCUUCCCUGUCCUCCUCGCUACAAAGGCAACCAGCCCUUUGGCAUGGGAGUAGAAGCCGCCAAGAACAACAAACAGGUGUGCGAACCAGAAAACCCUUGCAAGGACAAAACCCAUAACUGCCACAGGUUUGCUGAGUGCAUCUACCUCGGCCACUUCAGUGACCCCAUGUAUAAAUGUGAGUGUAAGAUUGGCUAUGCUGGCGAUGGCUUCAUCUGUGGAGAAGACUCCGAUCUGGAUGGUUGGCCCAACCAGAACUUGGUGUGUAGAGCCAAUGCCACCUACCACUGCAAGAAGGACAACUGCCCCAACCUACCUAACUCUGGUCAGGAGGACUUUGACAAGGAUGGUCAAGGAGACGCCUGUGACAAGGAUGAUGACAACGAUGGAAUAAUUGAUGAGAGAGACAACUGCCCACUGCUUUUUAACCCAAGGCAGUUUGAUUAUGAUAAAGAUGAUGUAGGUGAUCGCUGUGAUAAUUGCCCAUAUGAACACAAUCCAGCUCAGAUUGAUACGGAUAACAAUGGGGAAGGAGAUGCCUGCUCUGUGGAUAUUGAUGGAGAUGGGGUCCUAAAUGAACAUGACAACUGCCCGUAUGUGUACAACAAUGACCAGAAGGACACUGACAUGGAUGGAGUAGGAGACCAGUGUGAUAACUGCCCUCUGCUUCAUAAUCCUGAUCAGACAGACACAGAUAAUGACCUGGUUGGAGAUCAGUGUGACAACAAUCAGGACAUUGAUGAGGACGGCCAUCAGAACAACCUGGACAACUGCCCUUACAUUCCUAAUGCCAACCAGGCCGAUCACGACAAGGAUGGGAAAGGAGAUGUUUGUGACUCUGACGAUGAUAAUGAUGGAAUUCCUGAUGACAAAGACAACUGCAGACUGGUGCCGAACAAAGACCAAGUAGACUCAGACGGCGACGGUCGAGGUGACGCCUGCAAAGAUGAUUUCGACAAUGAUAGCAUCCCAGACAUCUUGGAUGUGUGCCCAGAGAACAAUGCCAUUAGUAUAACUGACUUCAGAAAAUUCCAGAUGGUGCAUUUGGAUCCCAAGGGGACCACACAAAUUGAUCCCAACUGGGUAGUCAGGCAUCAGGGCAAAGAGUUAGUUCAGACUGCUAACUCUGACCCUGGCAUUGCAGUAGGCUUUGACGAGUUUAACGCUGUGGACUUCAGUGGCACCUUCUAUGUAAAUACUGACCGAGAUGACGAUUACGCUGGUUUUGUGUUUGGCUACCAGUCAAGUGGGCGCUUUUAUGUGGUGAUGUGGAAGCAGAUCACUCAAACAUACUGGGAAGAGAAGCCUUCCAAGGCCUUUGGGAUCUCAGGGGUCUCCUUGAAAGUGGUCAACUCCACCACAGGCACUGGUGAGAGCCUACGCAAUGCCCUCUGGCACACAGGAAACACUCCUGGUCAGGUUCGCACUCUGUGGCAUGACCCUAAGAAUAUUGGCUGGAAGGACUACACUGCGUACAGGUGGCAUCUUAUUCACAGACCCAAAACUGGGUUCAUAAGAGUGGUUGUGUAUGAGGGAAAACAGAUCAUGGCAGACUCAGGGCCAAUCUAUGACAAGACAUUCGCAGGUGGACGAUUAGGGUUGUUUGUCUUUUCACAGGAACUGGUGUUCUUCUCUGACCUUAAAUAUGAAUGUCGAGAUGGCCUGGAGUUUCCCACUAUGUUUAUGAGAUAACUGAACAAGAUAAGGCAUGGGGCAUAUAAGGGACUGUCACACAAAGAAACACACUUUUCCUGCUUACCAACCAAUUUUGACUAUAGUAAUCUGGGACACCCAUCAACUAGAUGGAACCUCUACCGUUUCCGUUAUGUGCAUGGAAGUGAUGGAAAAAGGCAGGUUAUGACCCACAGUGAAGCAAAAAUUUACUUAUAUGGUUUGUUUGUACAACCACUUUAUUCAUUCUUCAAAAAAGUAAACACAGUUUGAAAGUAAUAUUCAGUAGAUCCUCCUUUUAAGGGUAAAAGUUAUGGAGCCGAAGAAGGAGUGCUGUAUUUCCUUUGUCCAUUUUUACGUUACCAAAAUAAUUCAUUUAUGUUAUAUUUACUGAACUAUUCAUCACCAAACUGUUUUACUUGCACAAUGCUUUUUAUUUUAUUUUUUGUUGUUGUUUUCUGUUUCAUUGUUAGGCUUUUUUGUGAUCAGUUGGACUUUUUAUUCAUUUAUUUCUUUACUUUUUACAGCACCCAUAUUCUAACAAGGGGCUAUUUUUAUCAAAACAUUUUGGAAUGAAGAUGUUUAUAUUAAGACUGUAUUAUAAUUUCUUUUGUAAAUUAUUUGUGACUCUUACAAGACAGUUGGUUUACAUCUAGAUUUUUGCUUGCAGUAGAUUGAGAUUGUAAAUAAUUAUUUAUUUGUUUUCACUGACUAAAAUUGACUUGAAAAAUAUGAAAAUGCUUAAAUGGCAAUUGUUUUUUUUCUGACAGUGAAUUAUAUUGUCUACAUGUAAAACUGUUUCAUUCUUCAAACAGUUUUACAUGUAGACAAUAUUAUUCAAUACUUGAUCCCUGUGUUCUCUAAAAUGUGAGGUAAAAUAUGAUUGAGUUUUUAAGUGCCUUAAUAUUAUAGAACACCGCAUCCAUUUGUUAAAUAAUAAUUUUUUACAGUUCUCAAUUUUGAAACUCUAAAUCCUGGUUUGUCAUAUUUUUGUUUUUUAAAUCGGUAAGCCAGGUAGCAAUGUCCCUGGUUUAUUUCUGAUUAAGUAGUAUGUUACAAAAUGUAUAUUGGCUUUGGUUUCUAACAUGCUUGUUCAUUAAUAUCAAAAUCCUGUAAAGUCUUGCCAAAGUUUGUAUUUUUUUUAAAUAGUUCACUAUAUUCAUUCUUUUAUUCCAUUAAUAAAGAUUUAUAUACAAUUUUA